UCCCAGAUGAGUGUCAGUCAGUCAAUCAGUCAGUCAGUGACGGACAUCAGAACCGGAGCUCCGGAUCAUGUCUCCGUUAACGGCCUCCUGACAGCAGCUCGCGGCUCGGUUCCGGUGUCGGUGUGCGAGAUGGACGCUGGCGAAAGAAAGGAUGUGAAGCUCUCUGCUGAAGUGGAACCGUUUAUCCCUCAGAAGAAAGGUGUUGAAGCUUCAUUAUUACCCAUGAGUCUGUGCGGUGAGGGUGGAGCUGAGCCCACACAAAUCCCCUCUUACCUGAUCACCUGCUACCCCUUCGUACAGGAGAACCAGAGCAACAGUCGGCAGCUGCCCAUGUAUAACGGAGGAGACCAGCGCUGGCAGCAGCUCAACCCGAGCCCCGGCGGGCCGUACCUGGCGUACCCCAUCCUGUCGUCGCCCCAGCCGCCCGUCACCAGCGAUUACGCCACGUACUACCACGCCAUCAUGCCCACGCCCUGCCCGCCCGUCAUGGGCUUCUACCAGCCCUUCCCGGGGCCGUUUGCGGGGCCCGUACCGGCCGGCGUGUUGAACCCCGUGUCCGACUGCAGUGACAGGCCAACGCCACAGAGAGGGAGAGGCGUCCCACGAACACCUGUCCUGCACAAGCAGCCGAUGGCUCAGCCAAUGAGAGCCAAGCGUCCCGUGAUGCGGAGCGUGGCGGUGCAGAAGGAGGUGUGUGCGACCGGGCCUGAUGGGAGGACCAAGACGGUGCUGUUGGUGGACGCAGCGCAGCAGACAGAUUUCCCCGGCGAGGCGUCGGGCAGCGGGGCGGUCAGGUGUGUGUCGGAUCAGGCGAGUCCUCAGCUGUGGAGUAAUAAAGCUCGACGCAGGCGCACGUCGCAGCAGGAGUCGUCCAGUGAGCAGGGAGUCAGCGAGGCCGACAUCGACAGUGACAGCGGAUACUGCAGUCCCAAACACAACCAGGGAGCCAACAACACCUCCACCAAUCAACACACACCCGCGGCGGCUGUGGACGCUGGCGUCAUGACAGCGGUCAGCUGGGGGAAUGUGUCGUCGCAGGCCGUCCAGAAGCCGUGGCCCGACAGGAACACACCGUUCUUCAGAGGCAGCAGAACACCUGAGAGGAGCUACACACAGGACUUCCAGAUGAGCUUCGGGUGUCGUGCAGCCGGACCGAGGAGAUCCACCCCUCCAGAGACCCCCAACACACACCUCACACCUGAGCCACUGUACUUUCAGGAUGAGGAUGAGUUUCCUGAUCUGGCCACAGGCGGCGCUGCUCAGCGGAAUAAACCGGAUCCAGUUCAACCCAAACUUCCCAAGACCCUGCUGGAUAACCUUCCGGAGAAUUCCCCCAUCAGCAUCGUGCAGACGCCCAUCCCGAUCACCAGCUCCGUUCCCAAGAGAGCCAAGAGUCAGAGGAAGAAAGCGCUAGCGGCCGCUCUCGCCACAGCGCAGGAAUACUCCGAGAUUAGCAUGGAGCAGAAGAAACUACAGGAGGCUCUGUCUAAAGCAGCCGGUAAGAAGAGCAGGACGCCGGUACAGUUGGAUCUGGGCGACAUGUUAGCGGCGCUAGAGAAGCAACAGCAGGCCAUGAGAGCGCGACAACUCAACAACACCAAACCACUCUCAUACACAGUCGGGACGGUGAGCGCUCUGCACAGUAAAGAUUGCGGCAGUCGAGUGACGGGACUCAAGAACACACACACUCCUCCUCACAACAUCCUGGACUCCAGCGCGCCGCGCAUCAAGAGAGGCAAAGAGAGAGAGAUUCCCAAAGUCAAGAAGACCACCGCCAUGAAGAAGAUUAUUCUGCAGGAGCGCGAGGUUAAGAAAGGCAAGAGUUCAGCGGAUCAGGGCGUGUCUGGAGCCGACGAGCAGAGAGACUCUCUGAGCUUCACGGACACGCUCACACAGGAGCAGGACGAGAACGGUCUGAGCAUGCCCAGUGAUGCGUCCCUGUCUCCAGCCAGUCAGAACUCUCCGUACAGCAUCACACCCGUGUCUCAGGGUUCACCAGCCAGCUCGGGCAUCGGGAGCCCCAUGGCUGCGUCGGCCAUCACCAAGAUACACAGCCGCCGGUUCAGAGAGUACUGUAAUCAGGUGUUGAGUAAGGACAUCGACGAGAGUGUGACGCUGCUCCUGCAGGAGUUGGUUCGCUUCCAGGAACGGGUUUAUCAGAACGAGCCGAGCAAAGCCAAAGCCAAGCGGCGUCUGGUCAUGGGCCUGCGAGAGGUCACCAAACACAUGAAGCUGCACAAGAUCAAGUGUGUCAUCAUCUCGCCCAACUGCGAGAAGAUCCAGGCCAAAGGUGGUCUGGAUGAGGCCCUUUAUAAUGUCAUCGCCAUGGCGAGGGAGCAGGAGAUCCCGUUCGUCUUCGCUCUGGGCCGGAAAGCUCUCGGCCGCUGCGUCAAUAAACUCGUACCUGUGAGCGUAGUGGGAAUAUUCAACUACUCUGGAGCAGAGGCUCUCUUCAACACGCUGGUGUCCCUGACGGAGGAGGCGCGCAGGGCGUAUAAGGAGAUGGUGAGCGCGCUGGAGCAGGAGCAGGCCGAGGAGGCGCUGAAGAACGUCAAGAAGGUCCCGCACCACAUGGGUCACUCCAGGAACCCGUCGGCCGCCAGCGCCAUCUCCUUCUGCAGCGUCAUCUCAGAGCCCAUCUCAGAGGUCAACGAGAAGGAGUACGAGACUAACUGGAGGACGAUGGUGGAGAACGCAGACGCGCCGGAGCCGCCGGACUCUGAGCCAAUCAGCAGAGGGAACAACAGAGAUCAGCGUGAGGUCGUGUCCCCGCCCCCUCAGCCGACGGCCAAUCAGAGCCUGACCCCGAGUCCCGGCGCGGCCCGAGCGCCGGACGAGUCCCGUACGGAUGACCGGCUGGAGUGGGCGUCUCUGAGCACCGAGACCGGAUCCCUGGACGGCAGCGGCCGAGACCGGCUCAACUCCUCCAUCACCAGCACCACCAGCACACUGGUGCCGGGCAUGCUGGAGGAGGAGGACGAGGAGGAGGAAGAGGAGUACGCCCCCGAGCCCAUCGUGCCGCUCAGCAGCCGCAUCGAGUCCUGGGUCUCCAAGACGCUGGAGAACCUGCAGCUGAGGAGGCCGAGCAGCUCCGAGGACGAGGAGGGGCGGGCGAGCGACGAGGAAGAGCUGGACGACUCCGACGUCAGCGCAGAACCGGCGGGGGACGAGAAGGACGCGGCGGACACGGUGACGGGUGUCGCACACACACACUGACUCGGGUUACGACUCGCACACGCUUCGUUGUCGUCAGGUCCACCCUUCAAACCCUUUAGAGGAACGACGGAUGAUGCUUUUCGUCAUCAUAUGACUCGUAUGAAUCAGUGAGUCUUAAAGGAACAGUUCAUUCUGUCUUCAUUUAUUCGUUUGGGGGAAUUCUUUCUUAAUGUUAAUGAAGGAUUCAAACGUACACACACACACACACACACUCAGGUUCUCUACUCACACACUCUCUGUGAACGAUUCAUCAUCGUCGGCUCGCCCUGGUGCGAUGAUGCUCCAUAUGACUCGUAUGAAUCAGCUCUGUGAGUCUUAAAGGAACAGUUCAUUCUGUCUUCGUUUAUUCAUCCUCGUGUCGUUUCUCCCGCGAAGCACAACAACUUUUCGGUGUUUGAUUCAGAAUCAUUUGAUUCAUAUGAACCGCUGUCAUGAUGCUCCCACUGGAGAAUUAAAGGACACGAGAGCGAGUGAACGAUUCAAGGUUUGGGUGAAUUCUUUCUUAAAGUUAAUGAAAGAUACACACACACACACACACACCAGGUGGAAAACGAAGCAUUAAUGAACUCUACAGAAGAUAAACUGCAUAACUAAUGACUCCUGGUGUACAUAACAUGUUUAAUGUUUCUAAUAUUCUGUCCUAUUUAUGGCGCUUGAAUUAAACCGAUGACGGGUGUGUUUUA
Messenger RNA from Pimephales promelas (fathead minnow), 3899 nucleotides. It is a transcript of the gene secisbp2l, whose product is annotated as SECIS binding protein 2-like. The record is from RefSeq and is a predicted model, not a curated record. Gene Ontology annotation, molecular function: ribonucleoprotein complex binding; mRNA 3'-UTR binding; selenocysteine insertion sequence binding. NCBI's taxonomy places the organism in Eukaryota, Metazoa, Chordata, Actinopteri, Cypriniformes, Leuciscidae. Gene Ontology annotation, cellular component: ribonucleoprotein complex; mitochondrion.